AGAAGAACCCAUAAGGAAGGGUCUUCUCCAUCCCUAAAGGGGACAGCGAAGCAAGCUGCAAGAUGGCGAUGAAUAUAGCUGUGGUUCCAGAGGAUUCUCCUGAAAAAUGCACCCGCUACCACUUGCUCACCUGGCUCAAUAAAAUACUGAAAACCAGCUUUAGUCAUGUUGCACAGACCAAUUCAGGUGCAUGUUAUUGUCAGCUCAUGGACUGGCUCUUUCCUGGCUCUGUUGACAUGAGCAAGGUGAAGUUCCAAGCACAAAAUGAAGACGACUUCAAGCAUAACUUCAGUCUCCUUCAGAGAGCUUUCAAUGACUGUAAAAUCACUAAGACUAUUCCAGUUCAAGAGCUGAUAAAGGGGAGUUUCAUAAGUAACUUUGGCUUCUUGAAGUGGUUCAAAGCACUCUUCGACAGAAAUGUGUCAACGGACAACUAUGAUCCUUGUAAAGCUCGGGGCGGCCAGGAUAUCUCCUGUACAACGCCUUUGCUCAGUCCUAAAGCUGGGAGCAAAACUGAUGAAUCAGAUUCAGAUGGGGAUGACCUUAUACUAAAUAGAAAACUGAUAAAUAACGAUGAAACAAAGGAAACAAGGAAGCACAAGAGGGGAGCCAUGAAGCAGGAGAAGGGGACCCGGAAGACUAAGGGCACUGACUUAGAACGCAGGAAUUCAGAUUCAGAGCACUUGCCCUUCAAUGAGGCAACUAUUCGAUUUAUCCGGAAGCACUGUCAUUCUGUCUCUGCUAAUGGCGAUCGGGUGUCGAGUCCCAUUGCACGCUUCACGCUGGGGUCACAGUAUCGUGAAAACAUUAUAUAUAUUUGCCAACAAACCCCUUACUGUGUCUACAUUUACCAAGGUGUGACACUUGGAGAAGACGAUACUAUCUCGGUAGUCCUUGUUGGGUAUUUUGAUGUGAAAGCUUCCAGGCACUGCAUCAAGCUACUGGAUACUCUUCAGUUGUCAGUGAAUGAGGCUGCAGAUCAAACAGGUUCAGCUGUAGUGGAGACCUUGAAGAGAUUUGGGCUCCCGGAAGCUAACCUUGCUUCUUUUUACGUAGACAGUAAUGGUGCAGCCUUAGAGCAGAUCUGCUUCCACCUCAGGGAACUUAACCCAAACACAGUAGCCUUAGGAGGGCUGUAUAAGCUGGCUGAUGCAGCCUGGCAUGCCGGGGUCAUGGAGCUCUCUAAUCAGGCUCAAGAGAUGAUUGUAGACGUCCAUGCCUACUACACCUCCUCUUCCACCAAAAACAACGACUUACAGGCCCUUUUUGCCUGUGAUGACAAUGCAGGGAGUCCAUCCUUUCAACUCAGUACCAGCUGCCUUACCUUUUGUCUGACGGUCAGAAAAAUGCUGGAAAUGUGGACGGAUCUCACUUCAUAUUUUAACUCUUGCAAUGAGGAUGAUGAAAAAGCCAAGUUAAUCUGCUCUCAACUGAAGGAUCCAAAACUCAGGGCAACAUUUAUGUUCUUGGAUCAGGCCAUGAAGCCCCUUCAGGCUUUCCAAAGCCACAUAAAGACACAAAAGGGAGCCGCCCGGGCCGACUUGGUCCACAUCUUCCAAGAGGCCAGCAGCCUGCUGCGUUCAUAUGCAUCCAGCUUCCUUCAGCCGCAGGCUGUUGUGCGUUUCCUCAAGGAGCGCAACACCCAGAUCCUUAAGGACAAAGAGUGCCAGCUGUCAAGAUCUGAGCUCAAUUUCGGAGGGUCCGCCAUAGAAGACUUUCUGAAUGAAUCUCAGUCUGCAGAAGCAUUGCAACCUUUACAGGAUGAACUACUGUCGUUCUAUGUGGCACUCACGUGUAGCAUAGCAGAUGCACUGCCUCUGAGCGAUGGGGUGUUAAAGAGCAUGGCGCAGCUACUGAACCCCCAGAAUAAACUUAAGGUAACAGGCAAAGCAGUCGGAGAGCUGGGAACCAAACUGGGAGUCUGCAGCUCCCCAGAGGAGGUCAAGCAGCUCACCAGUGAGUUCCUGGAGUACCAGCUGGCUGAGGAAGGACAGAAGGAUGAAUUGGAGGGAGUUUCUCUGGAGCAGCACUGGUCCAGCAUGUUGAAGUCUGCAGAGUCAACGUCCAUAUUCAGGAAACUGGUUUUAACCAUGUUAUCCCUACCAUGUCCUCCACUUGAGGCUCAGAGGAUUUUUACCCAGGCAUUUGAGAACGGGGACGCCGUACUUCUAUCUGAGAGCGACGAAGCCAUGACAGAGAGUGAGCAAGAGUCCGUGCUGCAGGCAGAGAUUGUCAUGGACAGCAAUAAGAAAAUCCUGAAGCCGUGUGCAGUCCGUCUGACGAAGAUAAUCAAGCCGGAGUCCGAGGAGAACGCAGGACCUGGAACUGAUGGAGCGCUUGCGAAUCAAGAGGGGACCAUUAGGGGAGGUUGUGGCCGGGAGAACAGCUUGCGUCAGAGACCACGGGCUCGUACAGUAUUUCAGGCUGGUGCCAGCACCUGGAACAAGCCUCUAGAUCUUGAUAAGGACGGCAAAAAUGAGCAGGAAUCCAAAGACGAGACGGUGAAACAGGCGUCACCAACCAACAAGAUCACACGGAGCCCACGGAUGGCGAGACGGGUCCAAGCGUACCAGGAUGGGAAGGGGUUCCUGACAGGAGAGCUGGUGUGGGGGAAGUUGAAGGGCUUCUCCUUGUGGCCCGGGAUGGUCGUGACCUGGAAAACCAAGUCAGCGCCCCCGGGUUUGCGUCGGGUGGAGUGGUUCGGCGAUGGCAUGUUCUCUGAGAUCUACACGGAUGGCCUUUUGCCAUUUAGGGAUUUUUUCAAGAACUUCUGCAAAAAUUCUUAUGCCAGCUUCCCCACCUACAAAGAGGCCAUUUACCAGAUUAUCGAGUUGGCAGCCGAACGCUGUAGGAAGUCUUUUUCGGAGGCAGGAGGAAACAAGGAGAAGGAGUUGAAGGUGAUGCUGGACUGGGCCUUCGAAGGCUUCCUACCCUCAGGACCCGAUGGAUUCAAUCCUCCCGAUAGUAAGUCUGGUGAUAAUUCGGACUCUGGCCUGUCAGACUAUCAGCCCCCAGCGAAAAGGAAACUCCUUCAUAAGCCGAAACCAAAUGCAGUCCAAGUCACUUACAGCAGAGAAUCAAUGAUAAAAAUGGUUCUCGAGAAAGGAAAGGGCAAAACCAUUGAAGAUUUCUGCUUAUCUUGUGGAACACCUGAGACUGAAGUUCCCCACCCACUGUUCCUAGGAAGUCUUUGUCUGAAGUGCAAGGAAAACUUUGCCGAGACCCUGUACAGGUAUGAUGAAGAUGGCUACCAGUCGUAUUGCACGGUGUGUUGCGCCGGCCAGGAGGUCAUUCUCUGUGGCAACGCAAGCUGCUGCAGAUGUUUUUGCAAGGACUGUCUGGAUAUCCUUGUUGGCCCGGGAACCUUUGACAAAAUGAAGGAUAUUGAUCCAUGGAGCUGCUUCAUGUGCCUUCCCUCCCAGUGCAAAGGGAAUCUCAAACUGAGACCUGACUGGAGUGUUAGGGUGCAAGAGUUCUUUGUCAACAACAGUGCAAUGGAAUUUGAGCCCCAUAGAGUCUACCCAUCAAUUCCUGCCCAUCAGCGCAAACCAUUAAAGGUGCUGUCUCUUUUUGAUGGCAUUGCAACAGGGUACCUGGUGCUCAAAGACCUGGGCUUCAAGAUAGAGCGCUACAUUGCUUCGGAGAUUUGCGAUGAUUCAAUUGCGGUUGGCAUGGUCAAGCAUGAAGGAAAGAUAGAACAUGUCAAUGAUGUACGCACAAUCACGAGAAAACAUCUGGCUGAAUGGGGACCAUUCGACCUUCUGAUUGGAGGCAGUCCGUGUAAUGAUUUGUCCAUGGUUAAUCCAGCUCGAAAAGGAUUGUUUGAGGGAACUGGGAGGCUGUUCUUUGAGUUCUACCGUAUGUUGACCAUGAUGAGGCCUCGGGAAGAUGACAACCGUCCAUUCUUCUGGAUGUUUGAGAACGUGGUGUUUAUGAGUGCCAAUGACAAGGCCGAUAUCUGCAGAUUUCUCGAGUGUAAUCCCAUUCUUAUUGAUGCAGUGAAAGUCAGUCCUGCUCACAGAGCUCGCUACUUUUGGGGGAACCUGCCUGGCAUGAACCGACCUCUCGCAACGUCUAUAGAUGACAAAGUGGGCCUACAGGGCUGCUUGGAAUCUGGACGCCUUGCAAAGUUUGAGAAAGUCCGCACCAUCACCACAAAGUCCAACUCCAUUCGACAAGGGAAGAUGGGGCCGCUACCUGUCAGCAUGAAUGGCAAGGAGGACUAUCUCUGGUGUACUGAGAUGGAACAGAUUUUCGGUUUCCCCAAACACUACACAGACGUGAACAACAUGGGUCGGAGCCAAAGGCAGAGAGUCUUGGGUCGUUCCUGGAGCGUCCCGGUCAUCCGUCACCUCUUCGCCCCGCUGAAGGACUAUUUUGAAUGUGAAUCGGGACUCUGA
Molecule: messenger RNA, 4400 nt
Organism: Lampris incognitus (smalleye Pacific opah)
Lineage: Eukaryota; Metazoa; Chordata; Actinopteri; Lampriformes; Lampridae
Gene: dnmt3ba
Product: DNA (cytosine-5-)-methyltransferase 3 beta, duplicate a
Exons: 26
Coding region: 63-4400 (1445 amino acids)
Biological process (GO): negative regulation of transcription by RNA polymerase II
Cellular component (GO): nucleus
Molecular function (GO): DNA binding; protein binding; DNA (cytosine-5-)-methyltransferase activity, acting on CpG substrates
Source: RefSeq, a predicted model, not a curated record